GCCCGCCCCUUCCGGGUGUCGGCGCGGCGGCGGGCGCAGCAUGAGGCGGGUGACGCUGUUCGUCAACGGCAGCGCCCGCAACGGGAAGGUCGUGGCUGUGUAUGGGACUCUCUCAGAUCUGCUCUCUGUGGCCAGCAACAAGCUUGGGAUCAAAGCCACCAGCGUUUACAACGGGAAGGGGGGGCUCAUUGAUGAUAUUGCUUUGAUUAGGGAUGAUGAUGUUUUGUUUGUCUGUGAAGGGGAGCCCUUCAUUGACCCUCAGACUGAUGGGAGAGCUCAGGAGGAGCUGACAGGGUCCCACACAGACUGGCUGACUCUCAAUGUGGGAGGCAGAUACUUCACCACCACCCGGAGCACUUUGGUUAACAAAGAGCCUGACAGUAUGUUGGCACACAUGUUCAAAGACAAAGAUGCUUGGGGGAAUAAGCAAGAUCCUAGAGGAGCUUUCCUCAUUGACCGCAGUCCCGAGUAUUUUGAGCCCAUUUUGAACUAUUUGCGGCACGGACAGCUCAUUGUAAAUGAUGGCAUUAAUUUGCUAGGGGUUCUGGAAGAAGCCAGGUUUUUUGGGAUCGACUCCCUCAUUGAACACCUGGAAGUUGCUAUUAAGAACUCGCAGCCAGCCGAGGAUCACUCUCCCAUCUCUCGGAAGGAGUUUGUCCGGUUCCUGCUGGCCACGCCCACCAAGUCCGAGCUGCGCUGCCAGGGGCUGAAUUUCAGUGGGGCCGACCUUUCCCGCCUGGAUCUUCGCUACAUCAACUUCAAGAUGGCCAACCUGAGCCGCUGCAACCUGGCCCAUGCCAACCUGUGCUGUGCCAACCUGGAGAGAGCUGACCUGUCUGGCUCCGUGCUGGAUUGUGCCAACCUGCAGGGGGUGAAGAUGUUGUGUUCCAACGCAGAGGGAGCAUCCCUGAAGGGCUGCAACUUCGAAGAUCCAUCAGGCCUUAAAGCUAAUUUGGAAGGUGCCAACCUGAAGGGAGUGGACAUGGAGGGCAGCCAGAUGACCGGCAUCAACCUGAGAGUGGCCACGCUGAAAAACGCCAAACUCAAGAACUGCAACCUGCGAGGGGCCACGCUGGCAGGGACUGACCUGGAGAAUUGUGAUCUGUCAGGUUGUGACCUGCAGGAAGCAAAUCUGAGGGGAUCCAACGUGAAAGGAGCCAUCUUUGAGGAGAUGCUGACACCCCUACACAUGUCCCAGAGCGUCAGAUAGGGGCAGAGGAUGCUGGAGAGGAAGGAAUCAGACAUUCAUCGUGACUUGCUUCACCUCCUCCCCUUCCUGAGUUACAGUCAUGGUUAUUAGCCACCUUACAUUUGCAGUAGUGCCUAGGUAAACUCUUUUUGAUCACUUUUGGGGAGGGAAUUUUUGUUUUCAGAGGUUUGUACCUCUGUGAGCAGAGUGAGGAAGUGGGCUGGUGCUGGAAUCAGAGAGUGGCUGGUUUGGGGGGGAAAGGUUCAGUGGUUUCAUUGUUUAGCAUUGCCUCACUUUGGAAUGCAUUUUAAUUUAUAAAGCACAAUAUAUGCAAUUCUAUUUAUUAAAUCUGUAGCUGCAAUAUGAAUAGAAGAUGUUACUCCUGUACAGUAGCAACCAAGUUGAGGUUUACAGGUGUAUUUCCAGUCUGGAUCCGUGCCAGGGGGGCUCAGUGUCCCCAGGGGGUGCUCAGGGCUCUGCUGGGGUGGAAGCUGAUGGGAACAUCCCUGCUCACAAAUUGGAUAUCUUGAAUUAAUCCUCUCCAAAUGAGCGUGGAGGUGCACUGUCAGUCACAGCUGGUGACACAAAUCCUGCUUUCACGUGUCCUGAUCACUCCAGGCUGCAGCUGCUGCAGUUUUCACCCUUUGUGGUGAAUUCAGUGCAGAGAGGAAAGUCCAGAGCUGGCACCAAAGCAGAGAGAGGCAGAGGGGCCCUCCCCUCACCCCCCCAGCAGGUGAACAUUUCCCUGUUUCCCUCCAUGCUCUAUGCAAAGCCUCCCUGACAGCUCCCUGGGCGUUUCCCAGCUGGGUCUCCUCCUGUGUUUGGGCUGCUCCAGGUGCUGCCAAAUCCUCGUGCCUGGGGCCAGGAGCCCUCCCUGCCCUCCCACGGCUGCUGGGCUGGCACAGAGCAGCUCUGGGCAGGCAGGGCCUCAGCACUGCUGUGGAUGAGGAGCUGCUCCCUGCAGGGCCCACGGAGUUCUCAGCUCACACCACCUUUAUUUUACACACAAUCAAAAAGCACAUGAAGAAACUAUACCAAAAAAAAAAGAAAAAAGGUGCAUCAAGAACUUACCUCAGAUGCUUAAACCACCCCAAAGUUAAAACUAACCUUGAAUUUAAGGAAAUCAAGCUGUUACUGUAGAAAUACAAAGGAGGAAUAAGAACCAGUGGAGUUCCACAGGUCUCCGGGGGUUGUCUCUCCCUUGCAGUGCAAUUUCUGUCGUCUUGUCUCAGUUGUUGUUACACAAAUGCUGCUUUGCCCCCAGGCUGGGAGGAUCAGAGGUGGUUGAGGGUCAGCAGAGGAUGUGUUGGGGGGAAUUGCAGGAUUUUCCCUCCUUUUCUAGUUGGUUUGACUCAGGUGAGUGAUGUGAACUUUCAAGGCUCAAAAUCCCAGAGCCACGAGGUUCAGAACUGGGAUCAUUUCCUGCAGAUCCCUCUGGAUCAAGCUCUAGGACAACACAAUAUCCUUGGAGAAAUGACCUGUAAAUUCCAGGGAAAUAUUCCAGUGUGACUUUGGAGUCCUUUCUCACACCUCAUGGCUUUCAGUGGGAAUGUUGUGUCUAUUGCAGUAGGAGAAGAUUCCUAGGGCUAGAGAAACAAAUGAAUUAUUUUUCUUUAUCAUAUUUUGUAGCUGGCAGAAGUAAAACUAUUGUAUGGAAAAAAUAUAUAUAUAUAUAUAUCUAUUUUCAUAAUCACUGUGUAUAAAAUCUCUUUGAACUUUCACUGAAGCACUAUGGAAUAAUCACAGCAUGUGGCACCAUCAUUCACAGCUGGAUUUUUGGUACCUCUUUUGCCAGGACAGAGCUGUGGCAAGAGCCCUGUGCAGAAUUUGCAGGUUCCAGCUAAUUUAAGUUGCAUUAAUAAAAAGUGUGAAAGAAGAAAA
Messenger RNA from Zonotrichia albicollis (white-throated sparrow), 3070 nucleotides. RefSeq names its product potassium channel tetramerization domain containing 9 (gene KCTD9). Gene Ontology annotation, biological process: protein homooligomerization; intracellular signal transduction. The record is from RefSeq and is a predicted model, not a curated record. NCBI's taxonomy places the organism in Eukaryota, Metazoa, Chordata, Aves, Passeriformes, Passerellidae. Gene Ontology annotation, molecular function: protein binding.